Macadamia integrifolia is the source of this 2195-nucleotide messenger RNA. RefSeq names its product trans-cinnamate:CoA ligase, peroxisomal-like. Lineage: Eukaryota; Viridiplantae; Streptophyta; Magnoliopsida; Proteales; Proteaceae. The transcript has a single exon. The record is from RefSeq and is a predicted model, not a curated record. Bases 251 to 2014 code for a protein of 587 amino acids.
CAAACUAGAAUGCAACAACUUUGUAAUUCAUCCUAGCUUAUACAUAACUUAGGGAUCCUUUCUUCCAAAACUCAAGUACAUAGAAAUUAAGAGUCUUGCCAAGGCUAACACCUAAAACCACUAUAUAAACCUCUCUCAUUCUCAAAAUCUACUCACUUCCACCAAAGGAUACCUGAAGCACAACACAAAACCCAUCUCUUGAUCUUCUUCUCUCUUCCUCUUCCUCUUCCCCUUCCCCUUCCCCUUUAAAAUGGAUAAGCUACCCAAAUGUGCUGCCAACUUUGUACCACUUAGUCCCGUCACCUUCCUCCCUAGAGCAGCUUACAUGUAUGGAAACCACCCCUCUAUCAUCUAUGGUGGAACCAAGUUCAUAUGGAGAGAGACAUACCAGCGUUGUCUUUGCCUUGCCUCCUCUCUCCAGUCCCUUAACAUCUCCAAGAAUGAUGUGGUCUCAGUCCUGGCCCCAAACAUUCCAGCCCUUUAUGAGAUGCAUUUUGCUGUCCCCAUGGCUGGAGCUGUCCUAAACACCAUUAACACAAGGCUUGAUGCAAACACCAUUGCCACCAUUCUCAAGCAUUCCGGUGCUAAGGUCUUCUUCGUUGAUUAUCAAUAUGUGUCAUUGGCAAGCGACGCCCUUGGGUUACUUGUUUCCAACUCUAUGCCAUUAGUAGUUGUCAUCGACGACAUCGAUUCCCCGACCGGAAUUCGCCUAGGAGAGCUUGAGUAUGAGCAACUAAUCCACAGCGGCGAUUCCCGGUAUACACCGCAGCUGCUUGAUGAUGAAUGGGAUCCCAUUGCCCUGAAUUACACUUCCGGCACCACUUCGGCACCUAAGGGAGUUGUGUAUAGCCACAGAGGCACCUAUCUAAGCACCAUGAGCCUCCUACUACAAUGGAAAGUAGGAGUGGGGAGUGAAGUAGUGUACCUCUGGUCACUUCCCAUGUUCCACUGCAAUGGAUGGACAUUCACGUGGGGUGUGGCCGCUCGCGGUGGCACCAAUGUUUGCAUUCGCAACACAUGUGCUCCUAACAUGUAUAAGGCGAUUGCUGAACACAAGGUGACGCACAUGUGUUGUGCGCCAAUUGUGUUCAACAUCCUUCUGGAGGCAACCCCGGCAGGGAAGCAAUUCUCUGCUGGGCUUGCCUCUCCGGUGGAGAUACUAACCGGUGGUGCACCACCACCAGCAGUACUACUCGAGAAGGUCGAAAAACUAGGGUUUCAUGUGACCCACGCUUACGGGCUGACAGAGGCGACCGGACCAGCGUUGGUGUGUGAGUGGCAAGCUAAGUGGGACCAGCUGCCAUGUCAAGAACAGGCGAAGCUGAAAGCCCGGCAAGGCAUUAGUGUUUUGAGUUUGGCUGAUGUGGAUGUGAAGAAUUUGGAAACCAUGGCUAGUGUUCCAAGAGAUGGGAAAUCUUUGGGAGAGAUUGUGCUGCGUGGAAGUAGCAUCAUGAAGGGUUACUUCAAGGAUCCAGAGGCCACUGCUAAGGCCUUCAAGGAUGGAUGGUUCCUCACAGGUGAUGUUGGGGUGAUCCACCCGGAUGGGUAUUUAGAAAUCAAGGACAGAUCAAAGGAUGUGAUUAUCUCUGGUGGGGAAAACAUCAGCAGCGUUGAAGUGGAAUCUCUUCUAUAUAAGCACCCAAGAGUGUUGGAAGCUGCAGUUGUUGCUAUGCCACACCCUCACUGGGGCGAAACCCCUUGUGCUUUCAUAACACUCAAGAGAGGAGAAGGAGAAGGAGAAGGAGAAGGAGAAGAAGCAGAAGAAGAAGAAAUUAUCUCAUAUUGUUUAAAGAAUCUCCCACGUUUCAUGGCUCCCAAAAGGGUUGUGAUAAUGGAUGUGCUCCCAAAGACUGCUACAGGGAAGAUUCAGAAGUUUCAGUUAAGAGCUUUAGCUAACACCUUUACUGCUACAGUGAGCACAACAAGGGACCCUCAAAUCAGGAAUCAGAGGUCACAGAAUAAACUUCAGAAGCCAUUACUGGAGGAAUUUGUACUAGCCAUGUCUCGCCUUUGAAGGUUUAAUUAGUAUUUAUUUUAAGGAUAACUAAGCUUGUAUUUGGAAGCAUAAUUAGAUAAACAUGCACAGGAUAUGAUACAGAUAUGUGGCCUUAGGAUAACUAAUUAAGCUUGCCCUUCCUUCUUGAGAAAUAAUAUGAAUUAAUUAACAAGGCUGUAAUCAAAAUUUUAGUUUUUUC